Funneliformis geosporum is the source of this 1363-nucleotide messenger RNA. The record is from the annotation of a GenBank genome assembly. Lineage: Eukaryota; Fungi; Glomeromycota; Glomeromycetes; Glomerales; Glomeraceae.
UUCUAUGUAUAAUACUAUAAUGCUAGAUUGGAUACGUGAUAAUCUCAAAGACCUAAAGCUGGAAGAUUUCUACAAAGCGUUCAACUUCUCACACAUUUUACGAAGGAGAGCGAUUUGUUUGUUAGAUUCUUUCAAGGCGUGGACACAAUCAACCAGUUGUGAACUGUAUUUGCUAAGCGUAAAAGCCGCACUUGACAGGGCAUCACACGAAGUUACAGGACGAAACUUAGCAUACGAAACAAUCAAAACAAUCAAAGAUUUUACUAGAAAAAUCAACGAAGAAAAAUCGCUAAACGAUGAUGAAGAAUCUGCCAUUCUAGUAAUUGAAGAAGAUGAAGAGUCUUCGUCAUCAUCUGAAUCUGGGAUUACACCUGUUAAUCUUUCGAAUAUCUUUCUUGCAACUGCAUCUUCAGAAGAAGUGAAGAUGGUUAAUAAAAAGCCGAAAAAUAAAUACAUUACCCGUGAUAUAGCAAAAGAAGUCUUCAAAACAUAUCAAGUGCAUGUUUUAGUAAAUGCGAAGUUAACAUAUAAUGAUCUUCAAGAUCCUGAGGCUAAGACUGUAAAUUUUAGUGAAGGACAAGGCAUUGAUAAAUUUCUGGUCGAUUGUGAUGAUGAUGUUUUGCAGUUCUUAAAUAAGUUUGAUUAUGUAUCAGAUUUGGACUCUUUAGGAAGAUGCCUGGAUGAAAAUUUAAUUGGUUACUUCACAUCAUCAAAUGACCUCAUUUAUGUGCAAAACCUUUUCACCCAUUUCUUCCACUUGUAUAAAAAUUAUAUCCUCCUCCAAUCUAUGUCUGAACACGAAUUUAGUGCAUAUAUAUGGACUCCGUUACUAAGAAAUGCAUUCUUAGGGAAAAUAGAUCUUAAACUAAGCUGUGGUAAAUUGGCAUCAAAGUCUUAUGACAAGCUUAAAGAAAUAUUAAACAUUGCUGGACGUAGUACCCCCAAACUUGAUGCUCAAGAAGACGAAAUUCUAAAUACUUGUGGAAAGAAGACUGGUGACCUUCGAAAGUUGGAGUAUUGUACAAAGAUUAUAUUAACAGCUCUGUUUUUCACACUUCUCUCCACCUCUAAAGAUAACAUUAAAGAUAUUGAAGUCUAUAGCCUUCAAUCAAAUGGAUUUUGUCUGACAAUAUCCGCUUUAAAGUAUCUUUUCAAUAAUACUAUUUUUACCAUGGAUCUACAAGAUAUUGAGAUCCCAAGGACCGUAGAAGGCUUUUCAAAAUUAAUAUUGGCUGUGAAAAUUAUCUUAUCUUGGAAAACUAGGACUAAGAAAAACACAGAUGCAUUUUAUCAAGUUUUAAACGAGAGUCAUAGAUGCCUAACAAAAGGUGUUUUUUUUUCACCAAAAAAGAUUACUAUAUAG